Molecule: messenger RNA, 1485 nt
Organism: Spodoptera frugiperda (fall armyworm)
Lineage: Eukaryota; Metazoa; Arthropoda; Insecta; Lepidoptera; Noctuidae
Exons: 4
Coding region: 321-1463 (380 amino acids)
Molecular function (GO): protein binding
Source: RefSeq, a predicted model, not a curated record
AGCCGUCUCGCAUCGAAACGCACAAUAUUUUACCUCCGAUGGUGACUAGCUGGUGACUAGUGGCUAACUGUCAGUCAACCAUUCAAAGACUCGUGUCAUUACGUGCAAGUUACACAUCUCUGGUGGUCUGGUCAUGGCCCGUUGUCGCUGGUUGAGUUCACAAAAAUUAAAACCGGUGGUUCCUAGAUUUUUUAACACAGUCAACGCCGUGAUGGUCACCGGUGACCGACGUUAGCGGAGGAUUUGCCUUCAACAGUUUUCUAUUGGCAGUCAAAGACUUAAAGAAACCUUCGGAUGCACCUAAAGGGUUACUUACAGCUAUGAAAACACUACAUUGCUUAGUAAUUUCUUUAUACAUAGUCCAUGGAAAACUUCCCAAUGAUGAGAAGAAGGAAUUGUGUAAGAAUUUGGAAUGUGAUGAGACGGAGGACGCUAAAGUGUGCGGCAUUAGGUAUGAAGAAGAUGCAAUAAGACUCAGAUUGUUUGAUAAUGAAUGUAAACUGAUUAAGUUUGGGUGCCAAGUUGAUAACAGCAAAACAUUCGGCUUAAUAAGUAUGAAAUACUGUAACUCGACAGAAAAUGAGAACAGUAUUUACCAAAUCGAUUCUGUGAAGGAGUGCCCUGAUUGUUCAGUAUUUCCCAGAGAGCCGGUAUGUGGCAUCCGACCCGAUGGUAAAGGAUUCAGAGUCAGAACAUUCGAGAGCAAAUGUGAACUCAUAAAGUACAAUUGUGAUGUCGGAGGAAAUUUUACUAUUACUGAUUACUUUAUUUGUUCAAACAAUCCGAACGCAGUAGCAAAUGAAGGAACAAAUAAUGAAGAUAAAGAUUCUGCGAAUAUAACAGAUAUUGAUGAUUACCUAAAGAAUAAUAGCAAUAUUCUUGAUAAUAUCAUAGUAGUACAUAAACCUAUGUCACAAGGUAUGGACAUUAAUAAAAGUGUUGCAGAUUUCUUUGCGUCUACUCAUAAAUCUGGUAUACCACUAAGGAGGGUGAAUCUAAAAUUCGACGAGAGUGCAAGGAAGAAGAUGAUAAAAAACGCCGGUGCAGCCGUGGUGUUCAGGUCUAAGUACUAUAAACCAGACAAAGUCGAAGAAGGGUGGUGGUACAUGCCCACAUUGAGGAGCUGUUAUCAUAGAUGUCCAACGAAAUGUCCGGAGACUUACAUGCCGGUGUGUGGAUCAAUCACGCAGAAGGCCAGGGAGCCUGCCAUCAUGUUCCAGAACCACUGCUUCAUGGACGCAGCUCAAUGCAAGUGGUACUACGAAGACCCGGAGCGGGGCAAUGCCAGUUCAGGAUACGUGGCGUCCGCGGUCAUUUUCUGUAUGGGUGAGCGGGCCAUCGUCAUCCAGUUCGUGCCACUCAUCAAAACCCUGCAGUACUUGGGCAGGCUCAAGAAAAGCAAGACCUUCAGGCACCGCAUCAGAAACUUUGGCCACCUCGGUGAACUUAAAUUUAUGGGAUAAAUAAUAAAUAGAUUUUAUAUUA